AAAGAAUGCUUGAUCCAGAUCAGAACGGUAAUAAUCAGAGCCCUCACAUCAAUAAUGUGAACUCUCUUUAUACCACUAACAGAGUUAAAGAGGAUAAUAUUGAAUCUAGUCCUACUCCUACCCCUACUCCAACUUCAAGCUGGUAUAUGGAAGAAGAAUCUAUCAAACCUCGAAGAAAGGUUCAAAGUGUUCCAAACUUCUGUGACCCAGUUGCAGAACUAGGAAUAGGUUCUACUCCCUGCUCUUGUUUUAAUCUAAGUGAGGAAAGAAAAAGAGGGCGAGGGAGCUCCUAUUCUAGUUCGGAUAGAAACAGCACAUUCACGGAUAGAAACAGUGCUUUUACAGACGGAAACAGCACUUGUACGGAUAGAAACAGCUUCUCUACAGACAAAAACAGCCCAUGUAUAGAAAAAAUGAGCUCCUGCACUGAUAGAAACAGCACUAUAAGUUCAAACAGAGAAAGUAAACAUAUUCACGCAACUGACAAUAUGAAUGAGGAGAUAACGGAGACAGAACAUUUCUCAACUAUUGAGGGAUUACUGAACAAGAUCAAGGAACAUCUUGAUACAGGAGGAAAACAUCAGUCCGAGGUGUUUGAGAUGUUUGAGAUGGAUAAUCUGACCAGGCUCAGCCAACAUCCACAACAACAUCAAGGUGUGGAAAGAAUGGAUAUGUUUCUGGGAAAAGGAGAGGAGAAGGAUGUAUAUCAAGGAGAAGGUGAAGAGAGUUGUGGAGAAGGUUCUCCUUUUCUCCGGAUUACAGAGGGGAAUUUGGAAUCACAGAGGAAGGAAGACAGACGACAGUCACAACCCAGGGUAAAUAGGAAGAGGGUAAUUUUAAACCAUCGUAAAUGUGAUGUAAGAAUACAGAUGGACGACACAGCAGAACUACUACGCAGUCCAAGAGAGAGUACUGAUGGUGGGAGUAGAUUAACCUCACCAAGGACUCCCAGAUUAACUCCAGCAGCUCAAACCCGCUUCAACCAUAGUGGAACUAGUAAGAGACAAUCCCAGCACCCAUCUUUCAGAAAAUCUUCCAGCACGUCCACGUCGAUCCACCGAUCAAAUACUCAGGAUGAGGAGUCAGGACAAUGACAACUAAUUUCUCGAAUCUUCUUCUUCAUCUUUCUUUUCUGCUUUAUGACAGGCUGGUCAUUCCUUCUCUGCAGCUUGGACGCUGAGUGCAGACCUUUUGACAGUGAGCCUCUAUCCAGGAAAGGAAUAAAACCAAAUGUCUUGAAUUCAACUUGGAACAGUACAGAGGAAGAAGAUUCGAAAAAUUAUACUUUAGCCAAGCCAGGCUUGGAUCUGUUU
Messenger RNA from Eurytemora carolleeae, 1313 nucleotides. RefSeq lists its product as uncharacterized. The transcript is spliced from 11 exons. Lineage: Eukaryota; Metazoa; Arthropoda; Copepoda; Calanoida; Temoridae. The record is from RefSeq and is a predicted model, not a curated record. Bases 6 to 1094 code for a protein of 362 amino acids.